AUGCCAGUCAUAUGACAGGGUUGUUCUGCUUGUGCCCCCAGUUGAAGCGCAAUUGUGGUUUGUUGCCUUCCGGGGACGUUCGCCGCAUAUUACUGGCAGAACGUCUUGAACGUUUUUUUGUGGGAACAUUUUAUUUAAUUUGGGUGGAAAUAUCGCUCCCAAAUCCAGAGAAGUGUUUACAGCAGUGAGAAGAUGAGCUCCACGCGAAGGAUCGACGGCGUGGCACCGACGAGACGAGCUCUAGUUCUGGUUGCGUUUUCGCUGUUUGCGACUCGGUAUUUGUGUACUGCCUUCGUACAGAUUGACCCGCUGGUGUACGAUGAGCAGCUGCUGUGGGUGGGGGGCGGGGCGGGGCAGGUGAACACCUACAGGAUCCCCCUGCUCACCUUCACCCCCCGGGGCAGCCUGCUGGCCUUUGCUGAGGCCCGAAAAUACUCUGAUAGGGACAUCGGCGCCAAGUUCAUCGCCAUGCGUCGCUCCACCGACCGAGGCGCUACCUGGUCCCCCUCCUCCUUCAUCGUGGACGACGGGUCCCUGGCGGACGGGCUGAACCUGGGCUCGGUGGUGGUGGACGAGCAGCAGGGCUCGCUGAUCCUGGUCUACUCCGUCUGCUUCCACCGCUACCACUGCAGCCCCUCCAGCACCAUGAUGGUGCUGAGCCAGGACGAUGGCCUCACCUGGAGCCCACCCCGAAACCUCUCCACCCAGCUGGGCGUCAAGAGCUUCGCCCCUGGCCCCGGAUACGGCAUCCAGAAACGCUACCCCCCCAACGUGGGGCGCCUGGUCGUGUGCGGUCACGGGACCCUGGACGGGAAUGGCAUUUUCUGUGUGCUGAGCGACGACCACGGCCUAACCUGGAGGUACGGCGGCAUGCUGAAGAGCAUCCCCUACAACCAGCCCAAACAAGCCCAGGACUUCGACCCCGAUGAGUGCCAGCCAGUGGAGAUGGAGGACGGCAGCAUCGUCGUCAACGCCCGCAACCAGAACAGCUACCACUGCCGCUGCCGCAUGGUGGUGCGGAGCACGGACGGGGGCGAGUCGCUGCCGGUGGAGAACCUGAUCUUCGACACCACGCUGGUGGACCCUGCCGUGGCCGCGGGGGCCCUGCAGAAGGAGGGGGUCAUGUACUUCACCAACCCCGCCAACACGCACAGCAGGGUUAAUCUCACCCUCCGCUGGUCUCUGACCAACGGCUCAUCCUGGGAGAAGGAGGCGGUGCAGUUGUGGGCGGGGCCGAGCUGCUACUCUUCUAUGACAUCACUGGUGGGCGAGGCCAUUGAGGACAGGAAGUACAUCUACGUCAUCUACGAGAAGGGCCACAAGUCCUGCAUCGAGACCGUCUCCUUCGCCAAGAUACACCUGUACGGGGGCAGGUAGAGGGAGGGGUGGAGGGGUCCCUGUGCUAAAGGAUGGAUCAGACGUGCGAUGAGGUGCCCCUGCGCGACACUUUGUGUCUUUAAAAAAACAACAAAAACCCCACAUUUUCCACGCAUUAUUACAAAAACUGUGGCGAUUCAAACAAGCAGCCCGUAAAGAACUGGCAGGAGACAAUCUAGUUUAAGUGACCGAGCGCACCCCUUUACUUGGACCGCGAGCAGUCUGCUCCGAUUGGUGGGUUGAGGUCAUGUGCUCAGUGGCCCUCGCUUUCUGAUUGGGCUGAUCCAUUCCUCUUUCACAGCAGGAUUCCAGCAAACUGAAUGAGACGGAAGCUCUGUGUUUCCUUGUUUUUUUUUUUAACCUGGCACAUAACAAAAUGGGAAAUUAUGUUUUUUUCUUACAUUUUUGAUUUAUGGUGUUUUUUUUCCAGCCACCAGCUUCAGGGAAGUGACUUCGAUGCCAUUUAUAAGACCAUGAAUAAUUUUUUUCACACAUCUUUUUUUCACACCUUUUUCAUAUUUGUCAUAUUCGGUAGUAUUUUUUUUUAACAUAAAAACAGAAACCACUUGUUCUCAAAAAGCCUGGAUCAGAUAAAUAUUUGAGAUCUUUUAACUCUUUAGACAAGUGAUGGAGCUCUAAAAUGCAGUUUUAAAAUAAGCUUGUAUCGUUUUGCCAAUAUUCGGCACAAAACUCUUGAUUUUGCACAGCUGUACGAUUUCGGCAAGGCGACUUGUUUCAAAUUUAGGAAAUUCUCAGGGACCCGCGGGAGGGUUUUACAGAUUUUUACCCACAUCGAUCUAAAGUGUCUGAAAUACAAAUACAUUUUACCCAAGUUUGAUAACAACGGAAGGGAAAAAAAAAAAACAUAUUGUGUGAGCAAGCGGUGAGGAUGACGUUAGUGGUGCUUAUCUGUUUACACAUUUACCUUGUAGGGGGCACUGUUCCACUGUUUGUCUAAGGAAAAAGUUUUAGGCACAUCCAGUAAAAUUCAUUUUGGUCUCGUCACCAGCAUUUUAGUGCAAACGGCAGCUUUCCCAGUUCGAACAUUCUUCUUCUGAAACGUCUGCAAGCCGCCAUGGCGCCCGCUCUUUGGCAAAGCUCUGGCUCGUAGGGCUUGUGUAAGAAUCGUUUUUUCACCCAUCCUCUCUCGUUUGUGCCAUCUAAUGGUCUAUGGUACCAUAGAUCAGGAUCAGGCUACUGGCAGUAAGAUAGGUGAGUUAGUAGGCCUCGUGACCUUCUCUCAGCUGAAGAUUUUGAAUGAUAAAAUUUCAUAAGGACUCCACUAUAAUCCAGUUCCAAAGGCGGAACAGGCGGCUGUGAAUAGAGAGGUCCGAUCUGGCACCACACUGGACAUCCUUUACGUUGGCCCGAUGGGUUUGCUGCCGCCGCCCGGUCAGAUCGUAGGGCGUACGCGUCCAUCGGCUGGAUAUGCGUCGGAUUUAUCUCCUUUGAGAUUCGCUGGCUCACACGCAAUUUGCACCUUUCAGGGAUUUGAUGCCACGGAUUUCACUUUUAUUUUUAAAAAAUAAAAUAAAAAUAAAUAAAAAAUAGCUAACUCAUCAUUGUAGAGUAAAUCAUGACAUCCAAAACGCAAGGAUUAGGUUUUUCAAAAUUCAUGCCAUGUACAGAAUGUUUCCUUUCGUUCUUUACAAAGUAUGCAACUUUGCUCGUAUAUUAUGGGCUGUACCACACGUUUCACUGUAGGGUCUCUGAAACUUAAUACAAAUAUCAAAACAGGCAGUGGAAAUAAGUGAAAUAUUUUCCUCCAUGCAGUAUGCAAGACACUUUAGCAAAUAUGAAGGAUACAUUUCCAUGUAUUUUGGAUUUCAUGUUUUAAGCACACCUUUCCUCCCCGGGAAGUCUUGUGUUGAUUUUUUUUACAUAUGGUGGCAUGUGGGAGAGAGAUACCACUUUUUAGAAUUUUUUUUCAAAAUGCUUAGCAGUUUGAUUCAAUCCACCCUUUCCUGCAUGCAUCAUAAUAGCCAUACAAGUGCAUUUGCAAUAGCCUUGAAAUGUUAAAUGACAGAAGGGUUUUAUGAAGGCAUAAAAUAAUUAUAAUUUUGACGUGCUACCAAACAGAAGUGGUAUCCAGCGUUCAGGGAAAGGUGUCCGCCUCCUCCUCUGUGAGGCAGCGAUACAGACUGUCUCUAAGAAGCAGACCUGAUCUGCUUGCUUCACUCGGGGAUAACCAUGGAGUGAAACGUUUUCACUCGCUGUUCUCGAAUGAAUUUACUAUUUACUAUUUUUUGGUGGUGGACAUUAAAAUCCUUCUUCGUACAUAAAGGGAAAUGUGUGUGUUGUUGCGUGUGUGUCCGUUUGUGUACACGGGUACAUGUGUGCAUAUGCUGUAUGUGUAGUUUCUUUGUGUUACUACUUGGCUAUAUCUUGACGAUUUGCUUUUGUUCCAAAAUUUCUGUCCCCUUUUCAUUCAGUUGUCCUGAAAACUGAAUUUUUGGUAAUUUUCCAGGAGAGUCAGUGUCAAAUAACAAAAUAUGAAAACAAUAUUAACUAACAUGAGUAUCACUGAGACUUCAUAUCAGUGUAAGCUGGCAUAGUCUGUCAUUGAUCUGUUUGUAAUUCACUUGCAUUUGUUGUAUGAACUGAAGAACUCAACUUUGGAUCAUUUGGUAUCUUUCCAAUAUCUGUAAAUUAUGUAAAUAAUAAAUUACCUGUUUUCCUCAGCAAAAAAGGCAA
This is a messenger RNA of Anguilla anguilla (European eel), 4071 nucleotides long. It is a transcript of the gene neu1, whose product is annotated as neuraminidase 1. Gene Ontology annotation, molecular function: exo-alpha-sialidase activity. The transcript has 6 exons. Gene Ontology annotation, biological process: ganglioside catabolic process; oligosaccharide catabolic process. The record is from RefSeq and is a predicted model, not a curated record. Gene Ontology annotation, cellular component: lysosome; membrane; cytoplasm. Lineage: Eukaryota; Metazoa; Chordata; Actinopteri; Anguilliformes; Anguillidae. The coding region runs from base 193 to 1377 and encodes 394 amino acids.